AUGCAGCCGAUCGGAGGCAAUUUGCCGAAGGAUUUCAACUCAUUAUCUGCGAAUGCUAACCUCGCACAACCCACAUCGAACACUAGUCGGCAGAGUAUCGAAAGUCUGUGCGCAUGUAUUGAUGCACUGAACAAUCCCGAAACUAGGGAGAAAGCGCUUCUGGAAUUAUGGUAUUAUGCGUCUUCAUUUACGGCAUAUACGUCUUGCAUUCAGUAAACAGAGAGAAAAUUUUCAAGAUUUCGCUCCGAUUCUAUGGCAUUCCUAUGGAGCUAUUGCAUCUUUGCUUCAGGAGAUAUGUGCCGUUUACCCAUACAUUAAUCCACCGAAUUUAAGCGUAAGUCUUAUAUCAUGACUGGAGUUGGUUAGUUGACACGACCCAAAAUUGGCAAAUCGCUUUGUAGUGUUUCAGAUAGACAGAGCUGUUAGCUCAGUUUAGGGGAAACGUUCUUCGAACCGUUUCAGAAUGUCACUGGAAAUGUUACGCAUUUGAGGGAAAAACAGCGACAGGCUUUGACAAAGUAAUAAUUUCACAUUUUGUUGUAAGGAGCCGUUUUGACGCCUUAUAAAACCGAGUAUGUACUCUGUGAUUGCUAAGUUGUUAACGAACAGACGCCAGCCCGGUGAAAGGUACAUGGCCUAUGCUUUUAUAAAAAUAUUUGACCGACGGAUACGCGACAUAAGUAUGCAUGAUUAUCCGGCUUCUCUCUUGCUAGCGCUAUGCUGGUGCCUCCCUUAGCACAGUUUCGUACGACCGAUCCCAACUCGAAUUUCCCGAGACUCGUAUACUCGUCGCAAUUGCCAAACCCUCUGCAGCCGUGCUGAGUUUGUUUUAAAAUGGAGACUGUUUUCACUGACGUCCGUGUACGUUAGUAGUCCGCAGUGAACUUCGCCCACUCGCCCAGUGAUGUUGAACCGAGAAAUCACGUGCACGCGUAAGGGUAAACUGAAUAUCUAGGCGAAUUCCGGUGAAUUAUGGUCUACGAGUACUCAAGUACCACAUAUAACUGGAACUGCUCUCAGGAUCAGCACUCAUCUCGUCAAAGCACGUCUUUAUUUGCUCAAUCCGAAGUCGCCGCCAGCAAGGACCGGGCCGGAUCGAGACGCCCCGAAUGGUUUCGCCAUCAGGUCAGUGCAGCAAAUGACUCAGCUAUCCCUCUCGGCCAGUAAAGAGGGUGCAUUUGACGGUUUGAGUCCCUGACCACCAUCGGAGAGAUGAAUUCUGGAAAUAAAACGCAAGAGUCAUAAAUCGAAUACUUUCAGGCCGUGUAAGUCUCACAAGCGUACAGACCAUGUGUUGCACCCUCGUGGAGGGCUGGUCUUGACACAAGCCUCAGACUAGUCGAAUGCGGACUCCAGAUGAUUUAGCGAAGUCGAAAUAAGGCUGCACGUCCUUCUUUCUUGAUCUGAUUGUCAACUUCAUCCCCAUACUGCCCCUGCUGUCAGAAAGUUGAACCCAAGGUAGCAUAAUCAGCCCAUUAGCCCAACUGGUUUCGUCGUAUAUUGUGGCAGGGCAGUGAGUUCCGGCCUCAGAACCCAAGGUGGCUAGUCGUCAUUAAGAAGUCAUCCUCCUGCUUCGGCUAUCUUUGCUCUUACCUACUGUGGUGUCACUCCAAAUUCUGCAUCAGUGGUGCGGCCGGAUAAGGCCUCAGAUGGAAUACUGAAUCGGAACGUACGGAUGCUCAACAAGUCUGGUACCCCAGCCUUGACAAUCUGCAAUCAAUAGAAUAGUUCAGUCGUCGCGAACGGUGACGACCGCGUGCUUCACGGUGUGGACGCAGCGCCGGUAACUUGUGCAUGAAUGAGUUUACAGUGAGGCGUACUUGUAGAGCACAGCUCCCCACCCACGCACACCUUGCUCUGAUGACAAUGCAACGUCAAGAUGUCCGGAGGUAGGCCCGGGCGCAAUGUCUGACAAAGGUAGACAGCCCGUAUACGCGUGCCACACACAAUCUGGUUUACACUACAUACACCAGGCUCGUGUAAGCGCGGAUCAAGCCUGAAGCGUGUGCAGGAAAGGCCUCAUUGAGAAGGGAACAUUGCAAUCUAACCGUCAUCCCCGAGAAGGAUCGGUCUAUUCUGCCAGUUGGCAGCUUUCCAAACGACUACUCUUGGCUCGUGAUAGGUCCGACCGCGUUAGAUUUCUUAUGGUUCGGAAUGCGCUGAUUUGCCGUGAAAAUAGAUUCGCUGGUGUUGACCACGCUCUUCGCUCUCCCACUGGCUAGUCGCCUGUCCGAGGCUGUCGACAAACUGAUGAUGGGAUAGGAUGCAGCGUAUGGCGCGACAUGAAGACCUACAUCUGAAGCGGGCCACGCGCGUGUGUGCUACUAGUUACGGGCUCGCGCGAGCAGUGCACAGCCGGCUGGGCGCGCUCCGUGACCGAACUUUGGCCCGGCCCAUCUGUAGUGCAAUCUUUUGUGGGGCCGUGCAGUCGAUGCAGUCGGCACGACAUAAUGUGAAUGCCCACCGCUCGUCUGAAGUCAUUAUUGCAGACUAGUUCCUGGGAACGCGAGUUUCUUACGACCAACAUUUGUUUCCAUAGCUUUAUGGUCACAAAUCUUCAGGACGAUCAAAAAUCGCCAUCACGAGUGUUAAGUAAGUAGCCUAUUGCCGUACACGCAACCUUAGUUUCAGUCUUCGUUCCCACUCAAUGGCCAGUUCUAUAAAAAUGCCUCCUGGUCGCAUUUGCGCUUACUUGCUGCCAGCCGUCUUCAUAAUCUCGUUAUCUUUGUUGGUGCCUUCCGUUGUCAUGCUGCAGCAGGUGAUCCUUCAGACCAAAGUACCUGAUUGUUUUAAGGGUGCUAGAUGCGAUGGCAGUAUGAGUCCUUUGGGUUUCGCCCUCAACAAGCACCAGAUACUUCCAGUCCUCUGUACGGAUGUUAGGCCUUGACUUAACGCUCUAGAUUUAUAUAUCGCCUGCAAUUCUUCGUUCGACUGUGCUUGCACUCCAUUCUCCAAAUCCAUCUAUCGGAUCGCAUCUCCAAAGAACGGCUGCACAGUUGGCCAGAAAGAAUCCCUCAACUGCGUCCUUAAUACUUAACGACUGUGGUAACUCGACCUUGCGCCAUACCUCCACCAGGGCGAAAUCACUUGAGAGGUCGUGUUUCCGCUUCUCUGCCCUAACUUUUGACGGCGUCAAAGUGACCAACUGAAGACUCGGGAAGGCUGACCCAGCGUAUCGCUAGCCGGAAGGGGGAUUAUUUUGUCAAUUUGCUAAACUUAGCAUUAUAGUCCACCUCAGCCCGAUGACAAUUGGGAGGGGAGGGGGUGAUCCAUCGGGAUGCGGUGCACUUGCAACAUGUGGCAGGCGGUUUAAUGAUGUUCCAGACCUACCAUGCCAAAGUGUCGUCACCGGGCUGUGUGGCGUUUUAUAUGGUGCUCCGUAUUUCCUAAGGGUGACUGCCCGUCCUUAUGGGAAGCCGGGUUCUCAGGACAACCGGCAUUCCCCGGUAAACAUCGGGAGUCCCUGCGUAUGCAUUAUUUACAUAAAUUUUUACAUGACUUGCGUGAAUUAGUUUACAGUGGUAUUGGACUUGCACUCCUCCGCCGGAGCCCCGUGUCAAGACGAAGUCAAGAAGACCGAAGACGGGAGAGGGUGCAGGUGACUGGCACGACCGGAACCACUCCUGGGCGUACCACCACCCCCUGGUCCACAACAGAAUUUUAACCAACAAACAAAAACGAGUCAGAAAGAGGAGGAUGACACAAGUUACCGGACAAACAUGCACACGGCCUGUAUGCCCGGCGGAACGUAAGCACAUCUACCGGCAGGAAACCAGGUGUCAGGGAACUGCCAGCAUACACCAGACUGCGGGGCCAUCGUUUGCUAAAUCGUGGCAUAGCAGACGUACACAAUUCUUAAAGCCCAGAGCUCAAGAGUUCGGUACCCACUGAAAGGGUUGACCUUUUGAGCUACCUGAAGGUUCAUAAUUUCAACAGUAGUGCUUGUGAUUCUAGUCGGCAAAGUCUUCUAUCCCAAACAAGAAGUCAAUCAUCGAAACUGUCGUUACAUUUGUCUGAGAUCUUAAACCUGCUCAGGAGUGCAGCCUCAUAGACAAGACAGUUGCGAAACUGCAGUCCUUCUCGCUUCCGACCUCUUGCCUGAACAUGUUCUUCUGGCCGAUAGCGGGAUCGCUCCGUCGAGCAUGCAGUACCCUUGGGACGGAUCGAAAUGCCGCCUAAUGGAGUUACUUUCAGCGGCCUGACCUCGACCUGCCCUUCACCUGUUUUGAUUCUGACUGGAGUCGUUUUCUGUGUUUCUGCUGUCUUAACUUCGUGGUCUUCCCUAAAUAUGGGGAGCGGCGACUUAGGGCAGCGGAUCACCCCUGCGCUUCGUCAUUUUGUGCUUACACUCAUUAAGUGGGUCUUGUCUGACCUUUAUACUUGUGGAGGCAGUCACAGCAAGUAAUUAUGGUCUAAAUCGUUAGAAAAUGGGAAAAGUAUGUAAGCAGCCUUAGGGCCUUUUGCUGUAUCGUUUGUUUUUAUUCAAAAUGUUGAGCAGGAAAGUUAAUUUGAUUGUGAAUUACUAACACUGUUAAGUCGAGGUUCCUCUAUCGGUGGAUUUAUUUGCGAUAAACUCAAGUACCGAACACGUUGACACAACUAAAAACUACUGUGUUGCCCAUCUUAGGAGGGGGCAACUUCCAUCACGCAAUAUAUUACGUCGGUCUUUUCUGUAAGACGUUUUUAGCCCGCGCAAGCCACCGUUUGUGCCUUGAUCUGUCCUUUAGAUCUACUUUUAAACCUCCCUUCUGCAAUUUCAGGCCCAUCAAUCCAACCGAGUUUGCAAUGCUCUUGCCCUCCUCCAGUGCCUUGCAUCGCAUCGCGACACUCGAAGCGAAUUCCUGAAGGCCAACAUACCGUUCUAUCUGUACAAUUUUCUUAAUACCAACAAUCGCACGCGACCUUUUGAGUAUCUUCGUCUUACUAGUUUGGGCGUCAUCGGAGCCCUUGCUAAGGUAAGCUAACUUGGUGUUGACUGUCUCAACUGUUUGACUUUUUUAAACGAUGAUAGGCAAGAAGGGGAUGUAAGUGCUGGGUGAUACGACAGUUUUGAGAAUAAAAAUGUUCUCAACGUUGAGGAGUGUCUGGUCAGAAGUCUUGCAAGUCGUCCCCUAAUUCCGUAGUGAGGUUGCCCGGGAUGAUUUAGGGAUCUUUCCGUCUUUCACCUUAUCUUUUCAUUGUAGACCGACGAGCCGGAGGCCAUUAACUUCCUGCUGAGUUCGGAAAUUAUUCCGCUGUGUUUACUCAUCAUGGAGUCUGGUAGUGAGUUGAGCAAGACUGUGAGUUCCCUGUUCGCGAUUUCAGCGUCUGGAAAUCCUUUUGCCCGUUCAUUUAUCAACUAACACCCUGCAUUGACUGUCGUAAAAUAGGUAAUUAGGUUGGUGUUUUGUGCACGCGCCUGUCAACCCCUAGCGAGCACGUAAACACCGGCUAGUGCGAUAAUCUACUGCAAACACUAAGGUCUCUGUCAAUCAAAUUACCAGCGUAUUCCUGUUUUGUCUGGUUAACUCCACCAUCAAUAAGACGGACUAUUUCCCUUCAUCUACUUAUCCAGUCAUCAGCGUGGUCACAUGACUGGGUUACUCUGUCUGUGCCCCUACCUACUGAUUACGCUGGGAGUCUAGUAACUGCUUCGGCUGACCGCCACCGACCAACAGCAGCCUUACUCAUUGUCUGUGGUCGUACGUACUUGUACCUAAUAUUUGGGGCAGCUGUGGCCAUGCCUGAUCUAACUGGCCUCGAUAGUCUCGUGAAAUGUACCCAUCCACGCAUGACGAUCUGCGGCAGCAGACGUGGAGAGCUUGACCCAUCCUCGCCUCCAAUGACGGGGAUCGAAUAGAACACAUCCAAUAACAACUCGCACGCCUUGGCGAACUGUUUCGAACUGGUUUUUUUUGUGUUGUCCUUGUCUUCAACACCACCAGGUGGGCAACGGCGCCUAAUGGAGGGCGGAAGACGUGGAACGCGCCUAAACAACUUCAGUCGUCUUUCUUAGAUGACCUAAAGUAUCUCCGCGAUGUUGUCACAACGAAUGCGGACCGUAGCAUCGGAAACCAAAUCAGUGUACUUCACUCCAAGCAUGAUUCUCGGGCAGCAGUGGUCAAACACCUCCAGUUCUCGUUUAUCUUCCACGCGCACAGCGCAGCCUUCACAGCCGUAUAUAACUGACAAGACGAAUGCCCGGCACACGCAAAUGUUUGUGGCGAUGGACGUACCACGCCGGACUUAUGGACACCUAGAAAUUGUGGAAACCCGUGCGAGAAGCAUCGAUUCUGAUGGACGAUGUCGUCCUCCUGUCCAUUCGGCAAAAGCCUCACCCCGGGGCAUUUGAAACUCUACUUUAGGUUGACAGCUGUUAUUUCAUAGAGGUUGUCAUCUGGUCAGGAGUGCAGUUCGAAAGGACUGGACCUUCCAGCGUUUACGGACAAACUGAUUGAUUUAAUGACUUCAUUCACCCGCGAAACCACAGCCUGGAGGGCGCCAAAGCUGGGAGCCAGCAGGGCGAUAUCGUCAGCAUAUUAGGUUGAAAGAUACCAUACAAACAGCACAGGUACCAGAUUUGCAGAGUGUGUCAGUUCCCGCGGACGGCGUAGCGUAGACAUUGUUCACCAGGUAUUGAAGAGCGGGCCCCCAACAGCUGCUCGGAUUGCUCAAAGUUGUCACCCUUAUCGCUUCGGCUCAAGAACCUACACAGGGCAGUGGUGGCCAGCAAACAAGUUUACUGGCUCUUUCGGGUUGUCACACCACAGUGUCGUCAUCGAUCUUUGCGACAUUUCAUGGGGCAGUCGAUGCCACAGACUCCAGCCCUCUGCGCCCUGGCAGCUCUAUCCCCACUGGUCCGCAACUGCUUUUGCGUCAGACCCCGAGAGCUUGCGUAUUUCUCUUCGCUGAAGGCCAUCCCUGUGGACGUGCCGCAUGACCAGCAACUAACGAGGAGCCCGCCCUCCUGGUGGUGGUUCCAUGCAGUGCAGUGAAAAUGCACAUUACCGGACGGCACGUUUAUGCCAUUUCUUUAUUAGUUUAAGAUCAUCCUCGAUGUUCAUAGAAAUCAGGAUAGCUUGACCUAAUGACGUCCACAUAUCUAUGCGAAUUUUCAUGGAGGGGUGGAGAGUGCGGGCGACUCGACUUUGUCUUAGAGCUCUUGUCCAAAGCCGCCAUGUAGUUUCACAGCGACAGGCGAUAGGUAGUCCAAUAAAAGGAGAUUAAGAUAACUGUUUGUAGUUUGCUUCUCGCCGUCUAACAGAAAUGUUGCAUCCCACGUCACCUACAAGGGCUGUUAACCGGCCCACCAGGGCCAGACGGAUCCGCCCAUAUUUCGUUUUGCAAUGAUGGAGCCAGACGCCAUAUGGUUGUGGUCGUGAACUUACGCUUAAUCGACUGCUAUUGUAAAUAUUCAAACACGCAUUUAUCUGGCGUCCACAGCUCUAUCCUGAUUUAUGAUCACUGCCCUCAGGAUAUCAAUCCGUAGCUGAAUGACCAACGGCACCAAGGCUCGACUUCCCGGCCGAGGGUUGGGUUCAUUGUGGCUGGCGCAGUAAGUGAGAAAUAACCCUUCCAUUCCUCCGCCCUGUCUUCGGUAUCACUACCAACAGUAUGGGCAACAGUCUUGACUUCGAUCGCGCUCGCUGUUCAGUGUUUUUAAUGCCAGAUGUCACUUCUCGAUAAGGUGACGGACUGGACUUCAAAAUUGGAAUCUUUUCAUCGAGGGCUGGAAACUUAACUAACUGAUAACGGCAAAUAAGCGAAAAACUACCUCCUGGAUUGCUUGCUGUUACGAUACUCCGCAGGAGUUCUGAUUUUGGUUUCGACACAGUAACGAGGCGUAUCGUCUUCUCUGCAGGCAAGUCGAGUGGAUGGGUGCCGCCACCUGUAUUGUCUCACUUCAUCUCGCCUACUACCCCAGAUCUGUUAUCUUCAAAUAAUUAUUUCCUAACUCCCUCAGGUAGCAACCUUCAUCAUGCAGAAGCUUCUACAGGACGACGUGGGAUUGGCCUAUAUAUGCCAGACUUACGAACGUUUUGCUCAUGUGGCGGCGGUCCUGAACAAGAUGGUGUCUCAGCUUGCCAAAGAACAAUCUCUUCGUCUCCUAAAGCAUGUCAUCCGUUGUUAUCAGCGUCUCUCUGAUGAUAUCAGGUAGACAACCCCAUUUUUGGCGAGUUCCUGAUAAUCCUCACUGUGAGCACCACCGACACGGUGACGACAGUUCGACCAGCGCGAACAAUGAUGUCUGCCGUGUGCCUCGCAGCAUGGUGGGCGCAGGGACGGUGAAUAGCGCGUAAAUUAGUUUGUAAUGGUUAAAGAUUUGCGCAGCAUUUACCGCACCCCCCUCUCCCUCGCACACCUGAAUUCGGCGUCAAGACAGAGUCAUGAAGACCGAGGGGGGGGGGCGGGGUUGAGCACCGUAGCUGACAAAGUUAAGCAGCCCGUGUACGCGUACCACACACGCUGAGUCCGCGGACUAUGGACCAGGUUUUCACGGAAAACCAGAGGGCGGCUCGGAUCUCAUCUGCGAGAAAAUGCCAUAAAGGCCACGCUAAGCAGGAGCCAUUGCAGCCGGAAUCUGUCUUUAGCGAAUCUAGUUAUACCGUUAGUUGUCAGGCUUUCAAGCCACGACUUUUACCACCACCACCACCACCACCACCACCACCACCACCACCACCACCACCACCACCACCACCACCACCACCACAUCAGUCACCUGCGAAUCCAUCUGAGCGAAACUAGAGGAUCAGCGCCUGGAGCGCCGGCAAGUUUCCAAUGCGCAAACUAGUAUGGCAGGAAUAAUUAUUCCCAAUAACUAUAUUUCUACAGAGUGUCUACUCUUUCGGUCUGUGUAGCUUAAUGUACGUUAGCGAUAAUCCCCUAGGUCUUGUCGUUAACAGCACCUUCCUCAUUGCCUGUCGGGCUGGCUUUUAGUCGGCCGACUUGAUUUCACGUCAUUCCUAGCGUUUUCGAUGAGCUGCAUAGUCCGCAGUCGGUCUUAUACUAGUCACUGCCAAGGUCGCUUCAAAGCCUCCUUUGUUCUUUCUUUGUUGCCAGCAGCCAAUUCACACUUAAUGACAUCGAGCUGUAGAGCGUGUUCCCUGUAGCCGACAACAUUGGGGCAAACGUGCGUUGUCUUCUGGAAACUGUUCCGUCCACUGCGUUGGCUCCGUACCCUAGACUCCUUCCUAAUCCAGCAAAUGAAACCUAGACCGCCGUUGUGAGCCCAUGCAUUUUUAACUUCGUCUUGCGCACCUGCGGAUUAUUUCGUAUCUAUUAAGCUGACCAUUUUUAGCAAAUGUGGUUUCAUUAAGUGGCUGAAAACAUCCAUCUAAAAGCCAGUAGCCCGGAGUUUAUGAAAUACGUUAGAAUUAUGCUGCAUGCCAAUCAAUAUUGUGAUUCCUGGGAAAUGUGAACCACGAGUUCGACUUAUCCAGCACGUCUAGUGUUUCUUCACCGUCAGUGAUUGGCGACAGAUCUGUCUUAAUUUUCAGCAACCUUUGGACAGCGUAAAGCAUCACCCAUUAUACCACAGGUGUUCUACGAGCAACUAAAAAUACUUUGCACGUCAUACUUGUAGGAAAAGUCAGUUGUUGGCUCGUGGUGAAUCUCUUCAUCAGUGAACAACCUGAUCCCAUGAUUUGAGAGAGUACAAUUAGCUACAUCGGACUGUCACACUUGACUGACUGCUUUUGACACAUUGCUUUUUAGGGCUCGCGAUGCUCUCUGCUCAUGUCUGCCAGAGCAGCUGACGGAUGGUACUUUCGCCAAUCUCCUAUCAUCCGACUUAGCCACCAAACGCUCCCUGAGUCAAUUUUUACGUCAGCUGUCUUUGCCGAGUUCAGCUACAACUACGGCGGCGGCCAGCAGCACGAUGGUCUCUCAGUCCGGAUCCUCUGCCAACUCGGGUACGGAACGUCCCAGCAGUCCAACGGGAACAGCAACCUCAACAUCUGGUGGCAAUGGAGCGUCCGCAAGCGCAGGGCCUGGAACAAGCUCAUCAUCAGGUGGUAACAACGUUGCUAUAACAACUGCCACCUCAGCCACCACUGCUGUCGUCUGCUCUUCCGCCACGACUGUUAGUGGUAACGCCAGCAAUCCCACCACGACCGUGACGAAUUCGGCCUCCGUCGCGCCUGCUACCGCCGCCGCCGUUGUUCCUGCUUCCUCGCCGUCUGCAUCAAGCUCGGCCAAAGGCGCUGGUGGCAGCGGGGAUAAGUAA
Molecule: messenger RNA, 10204 nt
Organism: Spirometra erinaceieuropaei
Lineage: Eukaryota; Metazoa; Platyhelminthes; Cestoda; Diphyllobothriidea; Diphyllobothriidae
Source: the annotation of a GenBank genome assembly